UGUUCGGUUACGUUUAUGAAGGGAAGGUCGUAUGGUGGAUAUAUGGUUAAUUUAAGUGUAUUUAUAUAAUUUGCAGGAAUGUGAAGAUUCGAAAUAUUUUUAUACGUUGUUCAAUCUUAUAGCGUGAAAUUCCGCAAAGACGUUUUUCAAUUUGACAGUACAAUAGACACGUAAGAUGACAUUCAUUCGUCGGUAAAAAGUGCGCGAAUGGUUAAAAAAUCGAUGUUUAGCAUUUAGUAAUAAUUACCACGUGUGUGCAGUUAUGACUUCCAUCGUAUGCGUGUACCUGAAUACUACAUGUAGCAGUGAUCAUAUCAAGAGUCAGCAAAUAAUUCAUAAAAUGUGUAUGUUUUAAAAGUAAGAAAACAAGGAAGCAAACAAAUAACAGUAACGUAGAUAUUAGAAAGAAUUCUAGUACUUCGCAAUAUAAAACGUAACAGAAAACAAUGCCUGACAGUCGAGGGAACAUACAUGGCGUAAUGCCACCGCAUUAUCUUCAUGAGUUGCCGGCUGAAGAUGAGGAGAGGUUUGAAAAGAUAUUUCAGAAAUUAGAUUUAGAUGGAAAGGGAAAAAUUGAUGUAAAAGAUUUAUCUAAAGCUCUUCGAAAAGUUGGAGUCGAUAAAUACUAUGCAGAGAAAUUUUUGGCCAGCUCGGAUAGUACUAAAAGCGGUGAUAUUACGCUAGCAGAAUUUAUACAUUAUGUCCGCGAACACGAAAAAAAUCUACGUCUACAAUUCUCGCAUCUAGAUAAAAAUAAAGAUGGUAAAAUUGACCUUGAAGAAUUGAUAAAAGCAUUUGAAGAAUUAGGAAUAAAAAUGGAUUUCAACGAAGCGAAGAAGUUGUUGCAACGAAUGGAUAAAGAUGGAAGUCUCACUAUAAGCUUUAACGAGUGGCGAGAUUUUUUACUUUAUGCACCAAGUACCGAUCUGCUGGGUCUUAUCGAAUAUUGGCAUCACACAAAUUACAUGGACAUUGGGGAAGAUAUCGGUGUCCCCGAGGAUUUUACAACUGGCGAAAUGGUCUCUGGAAUGUGGUGGCGACAUUUGGUGUCUGGUGGUGUAGCGGGUACUGUAUCGCGCACGUGUACCGCACCUUUGGAUCGUAUUAAAGUUUACUUACAGGUACAUGGAACACGUCAUUGUAAAAUAAAGAGUUGCUUCAACUAUAUGCUUCGUGAAGGUGGCUCUCUUAGUCUCUGGAGAGGAAAUGGUAUAAAUGUACUUAAAAUUGGACCAGAAAGUGCACUGAAAUUUAUGGCUUAUGAACAGAUUAAGAGGGCAAUUAAAGGAAAGGACAUUAGAGAUCUUGGUCUUUAUGAAAGAUUCAUAGCAGGAUCUUUAGCUGGAGGAAUUAGCCAGUCAGCCAUAUAUCCACUCGAGGUGCUUAAAACUAGAUGUGCACUUAGAAAAACAGGAGAGUAUUCAGGCUUAAUAGAUGCAACAAAAAAAAUAUAUAAACAAGGAGGUUUGAAAUCUUUCUAUAGAGGCUAUCUUCCUAAUUUAAUGGGAAUAAUUCCGUAUGCUGGUAUUGAUUUAGCUGUGUAUGAAACUCUAAAAAAUAGGUAUUUACAAACACAUGACAAAAAUGAACAACCACCGUUUUGGAUAUUACUAUUAUGUGGAACAACUUCUAGUACAGCUGGCCAAGUGUGCUCAUAUCCAUUAGCGUUAGUUAGAACACGGAUGCAAGCGAAUAUAUUACCAGGAAAACCUGAUACUAUGAUAGGUGUUUUUAAAGACAUUAUUAAGAACGAAGGAAUUCGUGGUUUGUAUAGAGGUAUAACUCCGAACUUUUUAAAGGUGGCACCAGCCGUAUCGAUUAGUUAUAUGGUAUAUGAAAACUUCAGGGCAUGUUUGGGUGUUAAUAUGACGUGAUGAUUAUUUAUUUUAGGUGAUAAUAAUUUAACUAAAUUAUUCUUUAACUACAUCAUAAGAUAUACAAACAAGCCAGUCA
Molecule: messenger RNA, 1953 nt
Organism: Eufriesea mexicana
Lineage: Eukaryota; Metazoa; Arthropoda; Insecta; Hymenoptera; Apidae
Gene: SCaMC
Product: Short Calcium-binding Mitochondrial Carrier
Exons: 9
Coding region: 447-1874 (475 amino acids)
Biological process (GO): transmembrane transport
Molecular function (GO): calcium ion binding
Source: RefSeq, a predicted model, not a curated record